This is a messenger RNA of Sitophilus oryzae (rice weevil), 1197 nucleotides long. It is a transcript of the gene Dop1R1, whose product is annotated as dopamine receptor 1-like. NCBI's taxonomy places the organism in Eukaryota, Metazoa, Arthropoda, Insecta, Coleoptera, Curculionidae. The record is from RefSeq and is a predicted model, not a curated record. Bases 16 to 1197 code for a protein of 393 amino acids. Gene Ontology annotation, biological process: adenylate cyclase-activating adrenergic receptor signaling pathway. The transcript has 6 exons. Gene Ontology annotation, molecular function: G protein-coupled receptor activity. Gene Ontology annotation, cellular component: membrane.
AAAGACACCGUCACGAUGAUGUCGAUUCUUCUAGUAGGCGUAUUUCUCUCACUGUUAAUUUUCCUCUCCGUUGCCGGCAAUAUCCUGGUCUGUAUUGCCAUUUACACCGACCGAGGGCUGCGAAGGAUCGGCAACCUUUUCCUGGCAUCGCUGGCAAUCGCCGACCUGUUCGUGGCCUCGUUGGUAAUGACAUUUGCUGGUGUUAACGACCUUCUUGGCUAUUGGAUAUUUGGAACUAAGUUUUGUGAUACGUGGAUUGCUUUCGACGUCAUGUGUUCUACGGCUAGUAUAUUGAAUCUCUGUGCAAUAUCGUUAGAUAGGUACAUACAUAUCAAAGACCCAUUAAGAUACGGCCGCUGGGUGACCAGAAGAGUGGCCCUGGCCACAAUCGCCACCAUAUGGCUUCUGGCCGCUCUCAUUUCCUUCGUGCCCAUUAUGUUGGGCUUACAUCGACCACCCCAGCCCUUUGUCAUCGAAUCGGGCGGACAGAACUACCCCACCUGCGCCCUCGAUCUCACCCCCACCUACGCGGUCGUGUCCAGUUGCAUCUCGUUCUACGUGCCCUGCAUCGUCAUGUUAGGUAUAUAUUGUAGAUUAUAUUGUUAUGCUCAAAAACACGUGAAAAGCAUCAGGGCAGUGACUAGGCCCAUAGACUUACCAAAUUCAACGACCAAAAAGAAGAGCAUCAAACAGAAGAACAAGGCUCUUCAUAUUCACUUGCACAAUCAUCAGAGUUCGCCGUAUCAUGUCAGCGAUCACAAAGCAGCAGUCACAGUGGGAAUCAUUAUGGGAGUAUUUCUAGUUUGUUGGGUCCCUUUCUUCUGCAUAAACAUCGUAGCCGCCUUCUGCAAGACCUGCAUCCCCGACAUCACCUUCAAAAUCCUCACCUGGCUCGGCUACUCCAACUCCGCCUUCAAUCCCAUCAUCUACUCCAUCUUCAACACCGAGUUCCGGGAGGCGUUCAAGCGCAUCCUCACCGCCAAGUACCCGGAGUGGUGCAAGUGCGGCUACCAAUCGGUGGCCAUCAAUAACGAGAAGUUCGUCACCGAUUACGGCACGAAAACGCUGGUGGUGAACGCGAGGCGGAACGGUUCGUUCGGUGAAUUUUCCAGCGAACAUUUGAGCUGCGAAUCGGUGAGGCAGACGAGGGUCAAUUCGGCGGCCGACGUUCUGGGCGAUGACAUCAACGACAUUUGA